AAACCUGUACUGUAUACUUUGUAUUACAGCGGUUGAAACUGAAAGCAACUGAAAGUAAAGUUAUCGUUGACACCAAUGAGUAUAACUGGUCUCCAGUUGAACAUAGAAGGCCCAAUUAAGCUUAUAACUGCAAAAGGUGUUUAUGAUCGGUGGUGUUUACUCCUUGGCUUGUGUUCGUCGGGGUAUAGACUUUCUAGGAAGAAGUAUUUUGAAACCAAUUGUAUUGUAGGCAUUAUUGAAUAAUUUAUUUGGGGGGGGGUUAAGUCGAGUUGAAAGCGGCGAUUUUAGUUACCAGUGUCACUCAAUGAUGGUAGAAAAAUCACGUUGAUAUUGAAAGUUCCAACAGGAUUAAAUUGAAAUGUGUUAAUUAAGACGGCGUCAACAUUAUCGAAACAGGGAAAGCGUUGUUGUUUGAAGCAAUUGUCGCUAUUAAACACCACAGAGUCAAUUUAUAUCCUCUCAAUAUAAAUAAACUCGCGCAGUCUCUUAAGUCACUUUCCCAAUGAUACGCUGAAUUAACAAUUCCAUUCGUAUGUCACUACUUCACAAAACGUAAAAAGGCUCUGCACUGGCUCAACACAUGUAAUCCCAUGUCUGGGUUAAUUUCUCCACAUAGCACAACCAGGUAUGAAGUAACAUAUAUUUUCCCCUGAGUACAUAGUAAAAACCGCCCACGAUUCCAUUGUUCACACUUCACAUACCUGGAUGGUUUGACAACCAUAUUUGGUAAUGAACGAACCCAUCAGGGGUUCGGUAUCGGUUCUACCUGAGUGCACACACAUUAUCUAAUCCAAGUACAUUGUACCCUGGGUAUUGCUCUCUCACGUUCUCGCCCUUUUAUCCCCGAGAAGAAGAAAAAUUUCCAAAAGCGAGGUCGUGAACUUGCUAAAGAUCUUGUGUGUGUGCGAGUGUGUAGGAUUACAAGAGGGAAAUUCCGACUCUUGUGUCGUUUUAACAUGCAAAUGAGUUCCUCAAUAAUCAGCCUUAGGAGAUUUUCUUUAUCGUACGAACUCCGAACUACACCAAAAGCGGGCACAGGUUUCAUUACAACACCUGUAUGUGGGUACAUACAGGCAAACUACCAUAAACCGAAGAUUCUGUAUUGAUUGCCGUCCAUUGACUAAAAGUAGUUCCGACAUACCGCCAUUGUGAGCAUUGAUGCCUACACUGAGAUGCAAAGUAGAACAUUUCAUGCAAACUUCAGAACAUUAAGCAUUCAUUUUUGCCAUCGUACCGCCUCACUUUUUCCCUCAAAUAAUUGGAAUUCAUUGGUUAAUAUAAUAUUCGAAAAGGACACAAUUUGGUGCAAACUGCUAAUCGUUAGUUGAUCAGCCGCGUAGGAAUUUCUUUCCGCUUAUUUUCUGGGCGUUGACCAAAACCUGGAGCCUCGUUUUCACACGCGGAAAUGCGCAAUCAAAAUUCGCCACAGUGUAUACGAAGCUGUUUAGUUUGAAGGUGGUGUCUGUAACCCUAGGAGGGAAACUUGAUCAGGAAUCUUUGCUUUAAUUAGCACACACCAGCAGUGACUUCUUUGACUACUCACAUCAUUGUUAUUGGCUGUGAAGCUUUGCAUUUCUGGUUGAAACACACUGAAAGAAGGUCGGCUGGGAAGCAGUGAAUGACCAUGGCAAUAUCUGACAACAUGACAACAGCUGUAAGCUCAACCAUCGCACCUUCCCGUUCAACAGGUUUGGACGCUGGACUGCUGGCGGCGAUUGGUACGAUCGUGGCGGUCACUGGCCUCAUUCUGGCAUGUUUGACAUAUUGGUGUGGUAAUAACGUCAUCGGAAGACUGAGACAAUGGGUACAAAAUCGACGGCAACGCUCGCACAACCAGCCACAAGACACUGAGGAACGCAUUCCACUUUCAGAAACACCCACUCAUUCACAAGGAAACACUGGAGAGCAGAGAGGAAGUGGUCAAAGAUGCAACACUGGAUCACGUGAUGCAGCCCAACACGCUGCAGAUAAGUGCGAGAAGGUAUUGAAGAAAAUAUACACAACUACAGGUAGCUAUGUACAGAUGCUCCCGUGGAUCGAUGAUGACCAAAAGCACAUUAUGGAUAUCUAUACAAAGUUGCAGUUAGAAAAAGAUCGUGAAUGUGAUCUGAAGGGAGACGUAGGAUCGUACAGUGAUGUCUUCAAAAUCAAGUCAAGAGAAGGUCAUCCAAUAAAUCGGGCAAUUUUUAGAGGAACACCGGGGAUUGGUAAAACGACUCUCUUUGACAAAAUUGCCUACGAUUGGGCAACUGGUGCCACAGCUCUUCUGAAAAGGUUCAAGUUUGUUUUUGUGUUGAAAAUGCGCUACCUGAACCAGAAAUCGGAUCUGAUUGACGCACUGUUUGAUCAGUUAUUACAUUCAGCGGAAAUAAGUAAAGCCGACUUGACUGCAUUCAUUACAGCCCGGGCAGGCGAAGUGUUAUUUCUUUUGGAUGGCUUCAAUGAAUUCAUGACGGAUGACUUGGUAGAGAAAAACUUCAGUUCGAUCCUAAAGACUCUUAAUCGAAAGGGGGAAUACAAAGAUUGCUGUGCAUUUGUAUCAACCCGCCCCUCCCACUAUGACAAACUGGUAAAGAAAUGUUUGAUACAGAGGCCGUUCGCUCUUGUUAAUAUGUUGGGGUUCAGUGAUAAAGAUAUAAAAACCUACGCUAAGAAAUUUUAUUCGGAUGAUCAUUCUAAAGCCAACGGUCUUCUUAAAAGGAUUGGAUCUUCUCAUGUCCUGGUAGAUUUGGCCAAAAGUCCAAUGCUGCUAUUAUUAAUGUGUGUAUUAUGGAAAGAAAGUUCUAACCUCCCUGAAACCAUGUCAUGGCUUUACAACAAAGUAGUAAAAUAUAUAUUCAACAGAAAAACGAGCAUGUCACCAGCACAAAUAUCAAACCUUGUUAUAGGAAUCGGAAGGAUUGCUCUUGAUGGUCUUCUUUCAUUGAAUCAAAGACUCUCAUUUGAAGAAGCAGAUUUCGAUAAAGAUGUUCUUGAUAAGGCUUUAAAAGCUGGUAUUCUAACCAGCGAACGAGUCGUAAGAGGUCUAGAUGUUUGUAAAAAUGUUUACUUUUUCCACAAGACUUUUCAGGAAUUCUGUGCUGGUAAAUACUAUCAAAGUCUGAAUGCUGAAGAGACUGAAGAGAAAUUGGAGAGAUUCUUUCGUAAAGAUCGUAACCUUAGAAAGUUUGAGUAUCUGUUGCGCUUCUGUUGUGGUGACAAUCAAGGGCCCACGACACAAUCAAUUUUACACAUGUUAUCGAACGAUGUUCGCAGAAUUGGCAUGUUGGUGUUGGUCCUGGACUGCUUCUUCGAGAGUCAGUGUGACACACUUCCAACCGACCAAGUAAUCGAAUUUGUUUUAUCACGCCCCAUCGUAUUUAUUGGCGUCCGCAGGGAUAUUUCGGCAUCGUUAAUAUACUUUCUAGACCGCAUUACUGACCAGGCAAAGGGUGGAAGGAAUACCUACCUGGACAGGGUACAUAAACUGGAUAUAUCAUGCUGUCACUCAAGGCAAUUUGGCGAAAGACUUUCGCAUUAUGUGAAGAACAUGCGAUUUUUAUCUAAAUUUACUGUCAGUCCAAGCACGUUUAACAAAACACAGAUAGAAGCAUGUCUUGAUAACAAAACGGAUUUACAAAAGUUAACCAUUAGACCCAGCUUGAAACCCGACCUGAUGCCCAACCAAGUUGAACUGACUGUGAGUGACAUCCUUCAUAUUGUCAACACACUGAAUAAUAUGCCAAAACUUGUUGAGGUGGAUCUGUCUUGGAAUGGGACCCUUGGUGGCUCAGAUAGUACAUGGUCUCAAUUGGCGAAAAUUAAACAGAUCCAGAAAGUAAAGUUGAAGAACUGCAACUUGACUGAAGGAGACAUUCCUCAUAUUGCUGACACACUGAGAAAUAUGCCAAAUCUUGUUGAAUUAGAUCUGUCUGGAAUUAAGAUCCUUGCUGGCUCAGGAAGUACAUGGUCUCAAUUGGCAAAAAUCAAACAGAUCCUGAAAGUAGAUUUGAGGAAAUGCAACUUGACCGAGAUUGACAUUGCUCAUAUUACUGACACACUGAAAAAUAUGCCGCAACCUGUCGAAUUGGAUCUGUGGGGAAAUUAGACCCUCGGUGAGCUCAGUUAAUGUAUGGUCUCAUUUGGCGAAAAUCAAACGGAUCCACAAAGUACAGUUGGGGAACUGCAACUUGACCGGGGGUGACAUUCCUCAUCUUGCUGAUCACCGAGUAAAAUGCUGAAUCUUGUUGAAUUGAAUCUGUCUCGGAAUAAGACCCUUGGUGGCUCAAAAGACCCAUGGCCUUUCCUGACGAAAUUAACAAAUCUUCAAAAGCUUUACGUCAACGAUUGCAAUUUAACGGAUGACGACAGAGCACAGAUUGCUGAAGCAAUUGUUUAAAUUGAACCACAACUUAAAAAGGGCUUGAUUUUAACUACCAAAACACUACCCGUCUAAUUUGAACUCACAACCAUUACGCUCGUUAACAAACAAUGAACGAUUACUUCAUCGCCCAGUUCGGAAUCAGCGCAUUUUUAAGGAAAGCGAACUUAUCAAGUGAUUCCUGCUCACUGAAGUACCCCCUCAACGACGACCAUUAAAGAUGCUGCGCAACAUAGGACGUCAUUAGGCCUAUGCGCCAGGAAGCCACGUGAAGUAAUCAAAGGGCACAUGUUCCUGUAUCUAUUGAUGUAGGUUUCAUUUCCAUAUUUGAUUUAGUUGGCGAUUAUCCGCGAAAGAGGGCAAUGGUUUUUGGCUUAUAUUUUUUUUUAUCUUUUCUUUUUUUAAUUUCUCCAUUUGUCUACACGGCCUCCUCCCCGUAAAGUAUUUUCUACCCUAAAAAGACUAAAAAAAUACUCCAAAUCUGGCAAACGUGGUGGCAUUUGAAAGAGCAAUGUGUUCCCGUAUCUACUCAUGUAGGUUUCAUAUCCAUGAAUAUCCAUGUGUUACAUAAAUUACCCAUUUCUCAAGCGUAUUUUACGUCUGACAGACGCGACUAAGCAUUU
This is a messenger RNA of Acanthaster planci (crown-of-thorns starfish), 4983 nucleotides long. RefSeq names its product NACHT, LRR and PYD domains-containing protein 3-like. The record is from RefSeq and is a predicted model, not a curated record. Lineage: Eukaryota; Metazoa; Echinodermata; Asteroidea; Valvatida; Acanthasteridae.